Papilio machaon (common yellow swallowtail) is the source of this 3418-nucleotide messenger RNA. RefSeq names its product protein kinase C (gene Pkc98E). Gene Ontology annotation, biological process: protein phosphorylation. The record is from RefSeq and is a predicted model, not a curated record. Bases 149 to 2461 code for a protein of 770 amino acids. Lineage: Eukaryota; Metazoa; Arthropoda; Insecta; Lepidoptera; Papilionidae. The transcript has 20 exons. Gene Ontology annotation, molecular function: ATP binding; diacylglycerol-dependent serine/threonine kinase activity.
CAUCCAUGGCCGAUCUCAUCAGUGUCAACUUUAUUUCUAUUUCAAUUCAAUUAUGAAGCACCUUCAAUGAUUUUAAGUGGGUUUAUAGUGUGGAAGUGAUCGUGUGGCGGCGCGGUCUUGGUGAUACGGCUCUUUGGUCGGUAGCACCAUGUUCAGCGGAACAGUGCGUGUAAAGGUGUGCGAGGCGACGGGCCUCCGACCGACCGACUUUCAGAAACGGCACAACAUGACCUUCGGGAAACCUGACGAUCAGCCGAUAGACCCGUACGUCUCGAUCGACGCCGACGAGCACCAUCUAGACCGUUCAAGCACGAAACCCAAAACUUUUGACCCAGUUUGGAAUGAAACAUUUAUACAUGAAGUGCACAAUGUAACUAGUUUGGGUAUCACAGUGUUUCAUGAUGCUGCAAUACCUCCAGAUGACUUUGUUGCAAAUUGCACAAUUCCUUUUGAAGAUCUGAUGCAUAGAGACAAAGAGGCUACGGAUUUUUGGGUGGACUUAGAACCACAGGGCAAAUUGCAUCUGAAAAUAGAUCUGAAAUGGAAUUCUCAAGGGGGUGGUGGGUCAGAGGGUCGUUCGAAUCGGGGGCGCGAGUUCAAAGAGGGUGCGGGGUUCGCGCGGCGACGGGGCGCUCUGCGUCGCCGCGUGCAUCAAGUAAAUGGACACAAGUUCAUGGCGACAUUCCUUCGUCAGCCGACUUUUUGUAGCCAUUGUCGUGAGUUUAUCUGGGGUCUCGGCAAACAAGGUUAUCAAUGUCAAGUGUGCACUUGCGUGGUACAUAAACGAUGUCACUCAUCUGUAGUCACCAAGUGUCCCGGAAUGAAGGAGGAGCAACAAAGCGGAGUAACAGUCUCCAGUGGUCAGCGCUUCAAUGUGAAUGUACCACAUCGGUUUGUGGUUCAUUCAUACAAACGGUUCACAUUCUGUGACCAUUGUGGAUCUUUGCUGUACGGACUUAUCAAGCAGGGAUUGCAAUGUGAAGUAUGCUCGAUGAAUGUGCACAAACGCUGUCAGAAGAAUGUUGCCAACAACUGCGGCAUCAACACCAAGCAGAUGGCAGAGAUUCUUAACGAGAUGGGCAUCUCUCCGGACAAGAACCCACGUCCCAGACCAUCCAAGUAUUUGAACACAGCUUUGCUCGAAGGCCCACCGGAGUUGGCUUCUUCUGGUGAUUCCGAUAGCAAAGAUCCAAAUGACAAACAUGAUGAGAAAGGUCACCAACACCCGGUGGCGUGGGGUCCUCACUGGGCUGAACUUCAAGAUAUAUUCGGGAUAUACCAAGGCACAGAUGACACAACAAAUCUAUUGGAUAACUGUGUCAUACAAGAUAAUGACACAUCUUGGCGCUCGCAUUGGGACGAUCUUGAAGAAAUAUUCACUUUUUAUGAAGGUGGUGAUGGUGAAGGUGCGGAGGGCUGCAUGCACGGCAAGGUUUCCCUCGAGGACUUUCACUUCAUUAAGGUGCUUGGCAAAGGAUCCUUUGGCAAAGUUAUGCUCGCUGAGAAGAAGGGCACAGAUGAAGUAUAUGCUGUGAAGGUUCUAAAGAAAGAUGCGAUAAUCCAAGAUGACGACGUGGAGUGUACGCUGACGGAGCGGCGCGUGCUGGCGCUGGCGGCUCGUCAUCCGUUCCUCACGGCGCUGCACUGCGCCUUUCAGACACGAGAGCGUCUGUUCUUCGUCAUGGAGUACGUGGAUGGAGGGGAUCUCAUGUUCCAGAUACAACGGGCUAGGAAAUUCGAUGAGCCGAGGGCUAGAUUCUACGCGGCGGAGGUGACACUGGCGCUGCAGUUCCUGCACUCGCACGGUGUCAUCUACCGCGACCUCAAGCUGGACAACAUCCUGCUCGACAGCGAGGGUCACUGCAAGCUCGCUGACUUCGGCAUGUGCAAAGAGGGCAUCAUAGAUGGUGCAACUACAACUACAUUCUGUGGAACUCCAGAUUACAUCGCACCAGAGAUUCUUCAAGAAUUGGAGUAUGGUCCUUCAGUGGACUGGUGGGCGUUGGGUGUGCUGCUGUAUGAGAUGUUGGCAGGCCAGCCACCAUUCGAGGCAGACAACGAGGAUGAUCUCUUCGAGAGCAUCCUCCAUGAUGAUGUACUCUACCCCGUCUGGCUGUCUAAAGAUGCCGUCUCUAUACUUAAAGGUUUUAUGACGAAGAGUCCUGCUCGUCGGCUGGGUGUUGCUGGAGGUGCUGCAGGUAUCCGAGCUCAUGCAUUCUUCCGCGAUAUGGACUGGGAAGCGCUUGCGCAGCGCCGUCUGCGUCCCCCAUUUAGACCUAAAGUCAAGAGCAAGCGCGAAGCUGCAAACUUCGAUGCUGAGUUCACCAAAGAGGAGCCGGUGCUGACCCCUGUGCCUGCUGACGUGGUACGCGCCAUCAACCAGGAGGAGUUUAGAGGAUUUUCAUUCAUCAACAAGGACUACAAUCCGCAGCCCGCCUACGAUAAGACUCCGGUCGCCUGAACGAGUCGGGCGCGGCGCGCCUGACACGGUCACCGCACCUGUGACGUCACCGCUAGCGAUCGCGCCAGUGACGUCAUCAGCGUUCGCAUGUGUUACGCCGCACUCAGUAAUCGCUCGAACUUCAGGAGCGACGUCACUAGCGAUCGCACCAGUGACGUCAUCAGCGUUCGAACGUGUGACGUCGCACUCAGUAAUCGCUCGAACUUCAACAGUGACGUCACCGCUAGCGAUCGCACCAGUGACGUCAUCAGCGUUCGCAUGUGUGACGUCGCACUCAGUUAUCGCUCGAACGUCAGGAGUGACGUCAUCAGAAGUCAUCACCCUAGUGACGUCAUAGUCCCCGUCAGUGCCAUACUUUGCGGUCCCGCUGUCGUUCCGUCGACUGAGGUUUAUUUUAUCUUAUAUUUUUAUUUUAAGUGCAAUGCCAACAACUGUCUAGUCAUGACAAGAUAACCGUACGAACGGUCUUUUUUUUUAAUUCGCGAUACGUCAUCGUUGAUCGAAGUAUUAUUUUUUUUGUAUGUUUAUUUUUUUUAACAUAUUAUCCUUGUAUCUUUCUCUAGUAUUUAGAUUAGGGUAGGCUCGAAUGUCAUUAGUGUCACUUUGCUUCGGAUUAGGGCUAGACCGAAGUUUCAUUGAAAAAAUAAACGACCUGUAACGUUUCGACCGCCAUUUAGACUUAGGCCGAACAGUCUGGUUAUAUCUUAGCUAUUCAUAAUAGAAAGUCUUCUAAAAUAUUUGCUGAAAACUGAAACGCGACCUACCUCAAGCGAAAUUCAACACUACUCGUGAACUUCCUUUUUGACAUCUGUCAAAAUGACGUGAAUGACAUUGACAUCUGUCAUGUUAAUUUUUUUAUUGCUUGAAAAAGGCAUUUGCUUAAAGACAUCAGGCCAUACAAAAGGAGAAUCCAAACAGAUAUAACUUGAGCUUAGUUGAAUUUAAAAAAAUCGUUGU